AUGGAAGGCCUCUGUGCAGCAAACAGCACUUUUGCUGUGGACCUGUUAAGAAAGCUGUGUGAGAAAAAAAGCGGGCAGAAUGUGUUCUUUUCACCAUUUAGUAUUUCUUCUGCUUUGUCUAUGGUUUUGCUGGGUUCCAGAGGUAGCACUGAAGCCCAAAUAAGCAAGGUGCUUUCUCUGAACAAUGCCCGGGAUGCUCACAAUGCGUAUCAAUCCCUUCUCUCUGAAAUUAAUGAUCCAAACACCAAAUACAUCCUGAGAACUGCGAACCGGCUCUAUGGAGAAAAGACCUUUGAGUUUCUUCCAUCGUUUAUAGAGUCCAGUCAGAAGUCCUACCAUGCUGGCCUGGAACAGAUGGACUUUCUGCAUGCUUGGGAGGAUUCCAGGAAACAAAUCAAUGGCUGGGUAGAGGAAAGGACUGAAGGUAAAAUUCAGAACCUGUUGGCAGAGGGGACUCUCGAUUCCCUGACCAGACUUGUGUUGGUGAAUGCCAUCUAUUUCAAAGGCAAUUGGGAAGAGCAGUUCAACAAACAGAGUACCACAGAAAGGCCAUUCCAAAUUAAUAAGAAUGAGAUCAAACCUGUUCAGAUGAUGUUCAAGGAGGCAAAUUUUAACAUGACCUACAUUGGGGAUUUCCAGACCAAAAUCCUUGAACUCCCAUAUGUGAGUAAAGAACUAAGCAUGAUCAUCCUGCUCCCUGAUGCAAUCCAGGAUGGAUCCACAGGCUUGGAAAGACUGGAAAGAGAACUUACAUAUGAGAAGCUAAUAGAUUGGAUCAAUCCUGAAAUGAUGGACUCUACCAAAGUGAGGGUGUCUUUACCCAGAUUUAAACUGGAAGAAGAUUAUGAUCUGAAACCGCUUCUGAGCAGCAUGGGAAUGCCUGAUGCAUUUGAUUUGGGAAAGGCAGACUUCUCAGGAAUCUCAUCUGGCAACCAGCUGGUGCUCUCUGAAGUGGUUCACAAAUCCUUUGUGGAAGUCAAUGAAGAAGGCACUGAAGCAGCUGCUGCCACAGCUGCAGUGAUGAUGAUGCGCUGUGCAAUGAUAGUUCCAGAAUUCACUGCUGAUCAUCCCUUCCUCUUCUUCAUCCGGCACAACAAAACUUCCAGCAUUUUGUUCUGUGGCAGAUUUUGCUGUCCCUAAGGAGGAGAUAGAUGUCUUGGCUGCAUAUGUGCCAUCACAAAAUAAAUUUACAUUUUCCUAGAACAAGGUGAUUCCUUCUGCACUAAUUGUCUCUUUCAGCUGUGCCUGCACUCUCUUCUGUGAUCUUCAUCUUGGGCUUGGCAGGAAUAUCAGAGCUGCUUAGACAAACAGAGCACCUGCCAUGUCCAACCCCUCCUGUGCCUGUGUGCAGGGGUCUCCAGGUUCUUGCUGACACAAGAGCCAUCCCAUUUGCUCUGCGAGUGCUUCUUCUGUGCUUGACUUGACUUUUGGUGUCCACCAGGUAGAGUC
Molecule: messenger RNA, 1449 nt
Organism: Vidua chalybeata
Lineage: Eukaryota; Metazoa; Chordata; Aves; Passeriformes; Viduidae
Product: serpin B6-like
Exons: 6
Coding region: 1-1140 (379 amino acids)
Biological process (GO): negative regulation of endopeptidase activity
Cellular component (GO): cytoplasm
Molecular function (GO): serine-type endopeptidase inhibitor activity
Source: RefSeq, a predicted model, not a curated record